AUGAAAUCCGCCUCCUCUUCCGCCGCCGCUCCUCUCACGCUCCUCCUCCUCAUCCUCCUCCUUUACUCCCUUUCUUCAUUCAAUGUGGCCGCCGGAGAAAACCCCUUCUCGCCCAAGGCUUCCUUAUUGCGCUACUGGAGGACUCAGAUCUCCAACGAUUUGCCAAAGCCGGAGUUCCUUCUGAACAAAGCCUCCCCGCUUACCGCCGUUCAGCACGCCGCCUUCUCCAAGCUCGCCGCCGAUCCGGGAUCUCUCUCCGACCACCUCCCGGAAUUUUGCAACAAGGCCAACUUGCUGUGCGCUCCGGAUUUGUCCCCAAGCCUCGAGAAACACGCCUCCGACGUCAACUUCGCCGGCUACACCGACAGGAACUUCACCAACUACGGCACCGACCGCCUCGGCGGCGCCGACGUCUUCAAGAGUUACUCCGAGAACGAGAACGUUAUCGUGGACACCUUCCGCCGGUACAGCCGCGACUCCACGGGCCACGGGGACGCGUUUUCCGCCUACGCCACGGAAGGCAACGUGGUGGACCAGAGCUUCAACACUUACGGCACCUCCGCCACCGGCGGCCAGGGGCAGUUCAAUAAUUACAACGACCACGUCAACGUGCCCAACCUCAAGUUCGCGUCCUACUCAGACGACGGCAACGGGCGGCAGCAAAUCUUCGCCCACUACACAACGCAGGCCAACUCCGGGGACGAGGGGUUCAGCAGCUACGGGAAGAAGGGCAACGGUGCCAUCUCCUCAUUCACCAGCUACGCCACUGACUCCAACGUCAUUGGGUCCACCUUCUCCCACUACGGCGAGCAGGCGAACGCGGCCAACGACAGCUUCACCUCAUACGGCACCAACACCAAUGUCCCCGAGAACAAUUUCAACAAUUACGGCGCGGAGGGAAACGCCGCCACAGAAACGUUCGCGAAUUACAGAGACCAGGCGAACGUCGGGGACGACGGUUUCAAAUCGUACGCCAAGCGCUCCAACGGCGGCCAUCUCGAUUUCAAAAACUACGGCAAAUCGUUCAACGAGGGGACCGAUAAAUUCAACAGCUACGGCCAGGGAUCCAGAGGGGUGACCGCCGGAUUCCAAUUCUACUCCAAGAACACCACCUUCGGGGAUUACUCGAAGCAGGUGGUCACCAAAUUCUCCACAUACAGGAACACAACCUCCUCCUCCUCCUCCUCCGGCUCCGGCGCCGUCAACAAGUGGGCAGUGGAGGCGGGGAAGUUUUUCAGGGAGUCGAUGCUGAAAGAGGGCACAGUCAUGCCUAUGCCGGACAUACGGGAUAAAAUGCCCAAAAGGUCAUUUUUGCCCCGGACCAUAGUCUCCAAACUGCCCUUCUCCACCUCCAAAAUCGAGGAGAUAAAGAGGAUCUUCCACGGUGGCGACAGCGUGGCGAAAAUGGUCGGCAACGCGUUGACCGAGUGCGAGCGGGCCCCUACCCCGGGGGAGACGAAGCGGUGCGUGGCCUCCAUCGAGGACAUGAUUGACUUUGCGACAUCGGUUUUGGGGCGGAACGUGGUGGUGCGGACGACGGAGAACACGGAGGGGUAUAGCGGUAAUAUCCUGCUGGGGGAGGUGAGAGGGAUCAACGGUGGGAAAGUGACCAAGUCGGUGUCGUGUCAUCAGAGCCUCUACCCUUAUCUGCUCUACUACUGCCACUCGGUUCCCAAAGUCCGGGUCUACGAGGCCCGUAUUUUGGACCCGAAUUCCAAAACCAAAAUCAACAACGGUGUUGCAAUCUGCCAUCUGGAUACCUCGGUCUGGAGCCCGGGUCACGGGGCUUUUGUGGCGCUCGGCUCCGGACCCGGGAAGAUUGAGGUUUGCCAUUGGAUUUUCGAGAAUGAUAUGACGUGGGCGACUGCGGAUUGA
This is a messenger RNA of Striga hermonthica, 1875 nucleotides long. NCBI's taxonomy places the organism in Eukaryota, Viridiplantae, Streptophyta, Magnoliopsida, Lamiales, Orobanchaceae. The record is from the annotation of a GenBank genome assembly.